AUGCCGCGUCAUAAUGAUUAUUCGUUUGUUGAAAUGAGAAACAUGGUAUGUGUGUAUGCCCAAGAAAAUUAUUGUGGUCGUCAUGCAGCAGCGAGGUACUUGGAGUUAUAUCCAAAUAACAGACAACCUAACCACAAGCUUUUCAAGACGUUGUACGACAGAUUAGGAGAAACGGGAUCAUUUCGCCCUAAACGAGACGUUGGAAGGCCUAAAGUAUUAGCGGCGGAGCAAGAAGAGGAUGUUUUAGUGCGAAUUGCCGAAAACACGCAAACAAGCACACGCCGAAUUUCAUCAGCUACUGGUGUAAGUCAGCCUUCCGUCUUCAGAAUACUCCACAAAGAAAAAUUGUAUCCUUACCAUUUUCGUCCGGUUCAACAGUUGAUGCCACAAGAUCCUCCUGGUAGAUUUCGGUUCGCACAGUUUCUUCGUCGGCAACAAAAUGCUGACCCUACAUUUUAUAAUAAAAUAUUGUUUACGGACGAAGCUACAUUUACCCGGCGCGGUGUAUUUAAUUGGAGAAAUAGCCAUUCCUGGGAACUGGAAAAUCCUCACUUGCCACGAGAACAACAUUUUCAGCAUGAAUUCUCAAUAAAUAUUUGGUGUGGAAUACUUUCCGAUAACAUUUUGGGACCAUUUGUGUUACCCCGUCCACUUAAUGGGGAAAUUGGACGUAAUACCUAUAAUUCCAAAAAGCGUCAUGGUUCUGAUAUUAUUAAACUGGAGGUCCAGAGAGCUCCGCGCCAAAUCAAGGGACACCGGAGUCGGAGACCAAAGUAG
Molecule: messenger RNA, 777 nt
Organism: Anoplophora glabripennis (Asian longhorned beetle)
Lineage: Eukaryota; Metazoa; Arthropoda; Insecta; Coleoptera; Cerambycidae
Exons: 2
Coding region: 1-777 (258 amino acids)
Molecular function (GO): nucleic acid binding
Source: RefSeq, a predicted model, not a curated record